Messenger RNA from Miniopterus natalensis, 2109 nucleotides. The record is from RefSeq and is a predicted model, not a curated record. NCBI's taxonomy places the organism in Eukaryota, Metazoa, Chordata, Mammalia, Chiroptera, Miniopteridae.
AUGUGUGGUGUGGAGAGCUUCAUGCAGCGCCAGUUCGGCGCGCUCCUGCAGCCGGGCGUCAACAAGUUCUCGCUGCGGAUGUUCGGCAGCCAGAAGGCUGUGGAGCGCGAGCAGGAGCGCGUCAAGUCGGCGGGGGCCUGGAUCAUCCACCCGUACAGCGACUUCAGGUUCUACUGGGACUUCACCAUGCUGCUUUUCAUGGUGGGAAACCUCAUAAUCAUCCCGGUGGGCAUCACCUUCUUCAAGGACGAGACCACGGCCCCGUGGAUCGUGUUCAACGUGGUCUCGGACACGUUCUUCCUCAUGGACCUGGUGCUGAACUUCCGCACGGGCAUCGUGAUCGAGGACAACACGGAGAUCAUCCUGGACCCUGAGAAGAUCAAGAAGAAGUACCUGCGCACGUGGUUCGUGGUGGACUUUGUGUCCUCCAUCCCCGUGGACUAUAUCUUCCUCAUCGUGGAGAAAGGCAUUGACUCUGAGGUCUACAAGACGGCGCGCGCCCUGCGCAUUGUGCGCUUCACCAAGAUCCUCAGCCUGCUGCGGCUGCUGCGCCUGUCGCGCCUCAUCCGCUACAUCCACCAGUGGGAGGAGGUGAUGUACGCAUCAUACCACCUGCCUGAGUCUUAGUUUCUCUUGGUUGUCUCUAGACGUGGGAGGCUCGCCAUCUUGGAUGCCUGGGGGAGGACAGGCAGGCGGCCCCUGGGGUCGAGGAGCUCCCUGGGCUGUGAGCGCCCGCCCACCUGCCCACCUUUGCCCUUGCAGAAUCACUCAUGGAGCGAGCUCUACUCCUUCGCCCUCUUCAAGGCCAUGAGCCACAUGCUCUGCAUUGGGUACGGUCGGCAGGCGCCUGAGAGCAUGACCGACAUCUGGCUGACAAUGCUGAGCAUGAUCGUGGGCGCCACCUGCUAUGCCAUGUUCAUCGGACACGCCACUGCCCUCAUUCAGUCGCUGGACUCCUCCAGGCGCCAGUACCAGGAGAAGUACAAGCAGGUAGAGCAGUACAUGUCCUUCCACAAGCUGCCUGCGGACUUCCGACAGAAAAUCCACGACUACUAUGAGCACCGCUACCAAGGCAAGAUGUUUGAUGAAGACAGCAUCCUGGGAGAGCUCAACGGGCCCCUGCGGGAGGAGAUUGUGAACUUUAAUUGCCGGAAGCUGGUGGCCUCGAUGCCACUGUUUGCCAACGCUGACCCCAACUUUGUCACAGCCAUGCUGACCAAACUCAAGUUUGAGGUCUUCCAGCCAGGUGACUACAUCAUCCGUGAGGGCACCAUUGGCAAGAAGAUGUACUUCAUACAGCACGGCGUGGUCAGUGUGCUCACCAAGGGCAACAAGGAGAUGAAGCUAUCCGAUGGCUCCUAUUUCGGGGAGAUCUGCCUGCUAACGCGGGGCCGGCGCACAGCAAGUGUGCGGGCUGACACCUACUGCCGCCUCUACUCACUGAGUGUGGACAACUUCAACGAGGUGCUGGAGGAGUACCCCAUGAUGCGGCGGGCCUUUGAGACCGUUGCCAUUGACCGCCUGGACCGCAUUGGCAAGAAGAACUCAAUUCUGCUGCACAAGGUACAACAUGACCUCAACUCUGGAGUGUUCAACAACCAGGAGAAUGCCAUCAUCCAGGAGAUCGUCAAGUAUGACCGGGAGAUGGUGCAGCAGGCUGAGCUGGGCCAGAGAGUGGGCCUCUUUCCGCCACCUCCACCACCACAGGUCACCUCGGCCAUUGCCACGCUGCAGCAGGCUGUGGCCAUGAGCUUCUGCCCGCAGGUGGCACGGCCGCUCGUGGGGCCACUGGCACUCAGCUCGCCCCGCCUUGUGCGGCGCCUACCCCCGGGGCCUGCUUCUGCUGCCACUGCCUCGCCGGGUCCCGCACCCGCUGCCAGUCCCCCAGGCGCACCCACCAGUCCUCGGGCUCCACGGACUUCGCCCUAUGGUGGCGCACCCUGCUCUCCAGCUGCGCCCCGUGCUGGGCCUGCACUUCCAGCGCGCCGCCUGAGCCGCGCCUCGCGCCCGCUGUCUGCCCCGGACCGCAGGGACUCGGCCUUGCCCAGUGCCACAGGAGGCCUCGACCCGCUGGACUCGGCGCGCUCGCGCCUCUCGUCCAACUUGUGA